Messenger RNA from Polypterus senegalus (gray bichir), 972 nucleotides. It is a transcript of the gene capslb, whose product is annotated as calcyphosine-like b. Lineage: Eukaryota; Metazoa; Chordata; Cladistia; Polypteriformes; Polypteridae. Gene Ontology annotation, molecular function: calcium ion binding. The record is from RefSeq and is a predicted model, not a curated record. The transcript is spliced from 7 exons. Bases 236 to 865 code for a protein of 209 amino acids.
AGACAUCCCAGUUGUCAAUUGGUCAAAGCAGUUUGAGUUAAUAACAUUGUGCACCGCGGCAAUGUCCUGACUUUAUCAACACAGGACAAAAGCCAGAAAACCUGCAAAAAGGCACACUUGGACACGGGAAGACUCCUCAAACUCUACACACUGUGCCGGGGACAGCAUUCAAAGCCAAGACUCUGGAAUUACCUGCCAGCUACGCUAAGCACAGCACCACCCAUUAAGGUACAGAAUGCCUGGGACAGCGAGACAUGAUCGAGAAAUGGCCAUGUCAGCCAAGAAACAGCUUGUGAGUUGCACAGAUCCCAUUGAUAAACUUCGGCUUCAGUGCUUAGCUAGAGGAUCAUCAGGCAUUAAAGGUCUUGGCAGGGUAUUCAAGAUUAUGGAUGAUGAUAACAGCAGAACCCUUGAUUUUAAAGAGUUUAUGAAAGGGUUACAUGAUUAUGGAGUAUUAAUCGAAAAGGAAGAGGCCCAGGAUCUUUUUCAAAGAUUUGACAAAGAUGGAAAUGGAACAAUCGACUUUGAUGAAUUCCUCGUAACAUUACGGCCUCCCAUGUCCAAUGCAAGAAAAGAGGUCAUCAUACAAGCAUUUCGAAAACUGGAUAAGACUGGAGAUGGACUCAUAACAGUCGAAGAUCUGAGAGGAGUUUAUAAUGCAAAGCAUCACCCUAAAUAUCAAAAUGGAGAGUGGACAGAAGAUCAGGUUUUUAGGUCUUUCCUUGAUAAUUUUGAUUCUCCAUAUGACAAAGAUGGACAGGUCACUAAAGAUGAAUUUAUGAACUACUAUGCAGGAGUGAGCGCUUCCAUAGAUUCUGACGUCUACUUUGUCAUCAUGAUGAAAAAUGCCUGGAAAUUAGAUUAACCAACCUUAUAUAGUUUAGGGUUACAAAAGAUGAAUUUUAUAACUAUUAUGCUGGAGUCAGUGCCUCUAUUGACAGUGAUGUCUAUUUCAUUUUAAUGAUGAAGAAU